This is a messenger RNA of Temnothorax curvispinosus, 1281 nucleotides long. It is a transcript of the gene WRNexo, whose product is annotated as Werner Syndrome-like exonuclease. The record is from RefSeq and is a predicted model, not a curated record. Gene Ontology annotation, molecular function: nucleic acid binding; 3'-5' exonuclease activity. The transcript is spliced from 7 exons. The coding region runs from base 460 to 1260 and encodes 266 amino acids. NCBI's taxonomy places the organism in Eukaryota, Metazoa, Arthropoda, Insecta, Hymenoptera, Formicidae. Gene Ontology annotation, biological process: nucleobase-containing compound metabolic process.
GUCUUGCGCGUCCCCUCUGUUUUCCCUGUUCCCUUCUCAGGCCCUACUCUUUACAGCCGCGCUACCAAAGAGAAACCUCUCUGGCACUACAUUGCGCUUAAAAUGAAAUGGGCGUAAAAUUAGACGUUGGAGAGAAAAGAAGAAAGGCAACAACCUUUUAAUUUUUUUUCUCCCGCAACCGGUAUCUCUUUUUUUCCCCUUCCUUAUCCCUCCUCCCUCCCCUUUCUUUUAUCGCUUCGCUCGACGUGUGACAGGACGUCAGCUGUUCGCCAGGUGGAAACUGGAAAUUGGCGGGAAAUCUGGAGAAACCGGCGACGCGACAUCAUGGCACCGUCGAGGUCCCGGCGGCAGGACGAAGCACGCGUCCACGAGCGAUUCCAGACACCGGGGCCGAUUUUCCCGUAAACGGCGGAUCCGUUCGGAGUCUACGAGUCCGGCCGCCUUCUCUCCCCCUUCGCGAUGACGACACGUGCCGGCCGCCUCGGCAAGGAGGAGGUGCCCGAGGGACCUGAGGGAUCCGUGGGAUUGCGUCGCUCGCCGCGGAACCUGCCGCAGCAUCUGAAGGAGAAGUUGGAGCAACGAAAACCUGAAAGAGAGCCCGACAUAAAAACUUUGCCUCCGAUUGUCUUCGAGGGACGCAUUCGGUUCGCCGAUGACUUCUUCGACUGUGCCCAGAUCUGCGACGAUCUCCUACAAGAAGUGAGGCGCAGCGAGAAGGAGAUCGUACCGAUAGGUUUCGAUCUGGAGUGGCCGUUCAACUUCCAAACUGGCAGCGGGAAGACGGCGCUGGUGCAAAUUUGCUUGGAGAACAGCGCGUGUUAUCUCCUGUACGUCUAUUCGCUCAAGAAGCUCCCGGCAGCAUUCGUCGAACUCUUGCAUCAUCCGAAAGUCAAGCUCGUCGGUGUCAAUGUUAAAAACGACGUGUGGAAGCUCGGGAGAGAUUUUAAGGAGUUUCCUGCACAGAAAGUGGUAGAGAAUAAUUGUUUGGACUGUGGGACUUACGCUAAUCAAGUCUUGAAGCGAUCCUGCCGUUGGAGUUUGGAAAAAUUGACCGCUUAUUUGUUGAAGAAGAAAAUCAACAAAGAUCCCGAGGUGCGAAUGAGCAGGUGGCAUAUACAACCUCUUAGUGACGUCCAGAAAAGUUACGCAGCCACGGAUGCUUAUGUAUCUCUUCUGCUUUACACGACAAUUCAGGAGAAGGCUGUCGCCAUAGAAAAGGAGAACCAGAACGAUGAGAACUCGUUGAAUCCUUCGAUCUAACGAAAUUCUCGCUUCUCGGUU